This is a messenger RNA of Helicoverpa armigera (cotton bollworm), 1395 nucleotides long. RefSeq names its product probable proline--tRNA ligase, mitochondrial (gene ProRS-m). The transcript has 9 exons. Gene Ontology annotation, cellular component: mitochondrion; cytoplasm. The record is from RefSeq and is a predicted model, not a curated record. Gene Ontology annotation, molecular function: ATP binding; proline-tRNA ligase activity. Lineage: Eukaryota; Metazoa; Arthropoda; Insecta; Lepidoptera; Noctuidae. Gene Ontology annotation, biological process: prolyl-tRNA aminoacylation. The coding region runs from base 93 to 1391 and encodes 432 amino acids.
CUCAUACAGCUGAUUUUCUAACCUUAAAUGUCAUCGUCCGCUUACUAAACAAGAGCAGAAAAAUAGAAAAGAAAUACAUAAAUCAAAACAGAAUGCGAUACUUAUCGAAAGUAUUUCAACCGGUCAUUACAAUACCAAAGAAUGCUAAGAUAAAAAAUACGGAAAUUACUUGUAAAAGUCAAAAGCUACUAUUAGAAUGUGGACUGAUCCGUCCAUCCGGUCCCGGGAUGUUCACAAUCCUCCCCCUAGCUCGGCGAGCUUUAGACAAGCUGGAAGCGCUCAUCAUAUCCUCCAUAGAGACUGCCGGAGCCCAGCGCAUGUCCGUACCAUCGCUCACUGCUGCCAGCCUGUGGGAGAAGACUGGGAGACUGCAGGAGGUGGGGCCCGAGCUCAUGAGGAUGGAGGAUAGGCAUGGAAAGAAGUAUUUAUUGGCUCCGACACAUGAGGAAACUAUAGCAGAUUUGCUGUCAGAUGUUGGGCCGCUCUCAUACAAACAACUCCCACUAUUACUAUAUCAGAUAAGCAACAAAUACCGCGACGAGCAUCGUCCUAAGCACGGCUUGCUCCGAGCGCGAGAGUUCAGUAUGCUGGACGCUUAUGGUAUCCACGCGAGUGAGGAAUGCGCGCGUUCAUGCUACGGCACUGUGUGUGAAGCUUAUUCGGAGCUGUUCAGAAGGCUGGACCUACCUGUGCACAAGGUGUCUGCCAACCCUGGUGAGAUGGGCGGUUCCCUCUCUCACGAGUGGCAGCUGCCAGCCGCAGCGGGUGAGGACCAGCUCGCGCUGUGCCGCCAGUGUGAGCGUGCACCGCUCUCUGACACCUGUGACACAUGUGGCGGGGAUGUACUCACUGUCAGCAGUGUGGAGGUUGGCCACACCUUUAUCCUGGGCACUAAGUACAGCUCUCCCCUCGCAGCACACUACACGCCCGCCUCCGGAGCGCCGCAGCCUCUCAUCAUGUCCUGCUACGGGAUAGGCAUCACUAGGUUACUGGCGGCGAGUAUAGAGGCGCUAUCGAGUGAGACGCAGCUGCGGUGGCCGGCGCCCAUCGCGCCAUACAGUGUCAUUAUUAUAGGACCCAAAGAAGGAUCUCGCGAGUGGCAGUCCCACGGGUUAGAGAGUAUCAACCGGCUGUGCGACCGCGUGAGCGUCACACACGACGCGCUCAUCGACGACAGACAUCAGCUCACCAUCGGCAAGCGACUCAUGAUGGCGGACAGAAUGGGCUACCCCAACAUAAUAGUCAUGGGCAAAGCGUCUCUAGAGAACCCGCCGCGAUACGAAGUGUACAGCAGAAACGCGACUGCCCCCCGCCUGCUGACGGACGCAGAACUACUUGCCAUGCUUGACGGACACUCCGUCCAGCAGAAUGUUAUUAGUAAUAAAGAAUAGUAAU